AUGGAAAAUGCGAGGAGAGAAGUGAUCAGGAGGAUAGUGACCGAGUGCAGGUCAUCGGACGUGCACGUGACCAAGGAUUUCGCGUCCUUUUUGACCACUCUGUUCCUAUUGAAUCCUGACUACGAGAUCAAAGUCGGCGAAGCGGAGAGCAACGAGCAGCUGAUCGAGGCAAUUGUGAAGAAGAUAUCCGAGCCAGCGAGUUCCAGCUUGACGAUCCUAAAGAGUCAACUGUACUUCGCGAAACAUUAUCGCGGCAGGGACGAAACCGUGAAGCGUCACAGGUUGCGUUUGCACGAGAAAACAGGCCCCAUGGUGGCUGAAAUCUGCGAGGUGGAGAAGCUGUCCAGCAAGCAGGAUUCCGAGAAACUGUACCAGAAGAUGCUGGUCGUGAUCACUGUGCUCAGUGGUCUGGGAAAUCCUACGGUUCCAUCGGUGCUGCGAGAGGUCUCGGUGGCCCUGCAGAGCGUUUUUCAGCCCUCGGAGCUGGAAGCCUACGUGAAAAUGUCCAAACGGGAGAAGGAGGAGCAGCUGAUGGAGCUGAUGUGCAUAGUCGCAGGAAUUAGGCUGUUCAAUAGGGACUGCCAACGCGGAGGCGAGGGCAUCGACGAUCUGCCUGUUAUCCUACAAGAGGCCAAGAAGAAGAGCCACGACUCUGUCGUCGAUCUUCUGCAACGUUUGAUGCUGAAGAUCUACAGGAUCACAGCAGCAGUGGAGAAGGCGAUUUGCUUCUGGGAAGCGUUGCCUUUCGGUGUUUUCAACACAGACAACGUUUACUGGCUGAUAGGGAUCUUGGCGGCGUGCAGGCAACAGGAGAUAUACGUCAGAAAGCUGCUGAGCGACGUAGAAUGCAGUGAAAAGGAGGUGCAGGGCCUCAUGGAUCGUCUUCAGGGUCGGCUCUUUAAAAUUCACGACACCGUCAGUUCAGAGCUGUUCUUACAGCGAGUACUUGAAAUCGCGUUUUCUGACCUCGUUCAGCCGCAAUUCAUCGACUUGGCAGAUAUAUGGAUGGGCCUGCAGGACGAGGUGAUCAUACUGAGCAGCGUCAACAGCUUCCUGUGGGAACUGCAGAGUCUAAACACCAGGACGGUGAACGUGUUCAAUGAUGCGAUCGUGGACGACAUGCUGGCCAAGGGAACAGUUCCGACGGAUGCUGAGAGAUUGGAGCAGUCGAUGGGCGAAUUGAUAACUGCACGUGCUGCAUCGUGGCCUAUGUUCGCAGCCGAGUGCGGCGAGUGCACCCUCUACCACCCCGACACCACCAAGGACUUCGAGAACAUAAAUCUUGAGUUCCUAGGAUUUUGCGCGUGGACGUUCGUUUACGUGGAAGGAGCGCUGAUCCCGGGAAAUCCGAACAAUGGGGUGGCGAAGUGGAAAGGGAAGUACUAUGUGUUCUGCUCGAAGAGUGCCGCCAAACAUUUCGGGAAGGAUCCGGACAGAUGCAUCUACCGGGCUCUUGAUUUUAUACGACACCAUCCCGAGUACGUCUACCUGUUCCAAGUGUACGAGGACGUUCAAGCACUAAAAGCAGAGAAGUUAGAGCCCGAGGAGACGGACCAGCUGAAGCUGUGCCAAUCGCAGAUGGUCCAAACGGACCUGCACAUCCUGCCGCCUUCUAUCGACCUUAAUUAUUCAUCGAACGUGUGGGAGCUCAGAAGGAAAGCGUUGAAUCUGGCAAGCAUAAGCCGAUGCGUCACGCGCAGCACUCAAACAGAUAAGUCGAACUUCCGAUACGGCGUGUACGUGCAGGCUGCUCCACCUCGGGACAAAGAGGUGCAGACAAGAAGAGACAAUUACAUGAACACGAAGAAGCUCCUGACAUAUAUCUUCGGGCUACGUGGUAGACGCGACGGCAAUCAGCACGUUCUAUCCUUCCUCGAGGAUGAUCUCGAACAUGUUUGAACGCUUCGGGAUCAAUCAGAACGAUUUUCUCGCCAAGGAAUAUAAAUGUACAGAGGACAAUUUGUUAAAAAAAAUGAAAGCAAUAUCUUUUAAUGACGUUCUCAAAUACAGUCACGGAAUAUCAGGGCACAA
This is a messenger RNA of Megalopta genalis, 2031 nucleotides long. The record is from RefSeq and is a predicted model, not a curated record. Lineage: Eukaryota; Metazoa; Arthropoda; Insecta; Hymenoptera; Halictidae.